AUGGCUGGUUCAGACCUCCUCACCACCACCACGGUCGUUGCAGCUUCUUCGAUUGUUUACACAUCCGAAGAAAAACCGUUGGGGCUGCUUUAUUUGGUUCGGAGAUCUGUCAAGAUAUGUAAGAAGAGAGUAGGAGGUUGUCUGAUCACAUCUCUCUAUGUCCUACUCUGCAAAUGGAGCGCGGGAUGGAACAUGGGUAUGGUUGUUUCGGUCUUAGAGGAGGAUGAAGAUGGUCAAGGCAUCUACGGAAGCGAUGCUCUGUCUCUUUCAGCUUGGUAUGGAAGAGGACACGAGAAGCGUGACCUCUGGAUGAUGCUUGUGUUCUUAGUCCUCGCUCUUGCGAUGAGGAUACCAUGUUUAUACUCCAAAUGCAGUCAGAGUUGGAGUGGAAAUGGAGUGUUGUACACUGGUCUCUAUGUGGGUUUGAUUUGUGUAGGGAAUGUGCUUAAAUGGGUGGCUUGUGUUGUUUGUUAUCAUGAUUGUUAA
Arabis nemorensis is the source of this 486-nucleotide messenger RNA. The record is from the annotation of a GenBank genome assembly. NCBI's taxonomy places the organism in Eukaryota, Viridiplantae, Streptophyta, Magnoliopsida, Brassicales, Brassicaceae.